GAUCAACUAUUUCCCAAUGAGGAAGCAGGUCUCACGAGACUCCUGAUCAAUGCAGCUCUUCAAGUGUUUGUGGACCUUUCCCCAGUCAUAAUUCAACAGCAUAGGAUGCUGUCUCCUAUCACCUCUGUGUUCCAACAUAGAGAUAUCCACUACAGGUGGUACUUCCCCAUAAAGCUUUUGGUGCUCCAAGAGGGCUCUCUGAAGACCAUCAAAAUGCUGGACAAGGAGAAGGCUGCACUAGCUAAAUUAAUCAUUGACAUUUCUAUGCCCAUGCUGGGUCCAUGGCGAACUACACGUGGCUUGAUUCCGGAAUGGCAGAGA
Messenger RNA from Pelobates cultripes (western spadefoot toad), 321 nucleotides. NCBI's taxonomy places the organism in Eukaryota, Metazoa, Chordata, Amphibia, Anura, Pelobatidae. The record is from the annotation of a GenBank genome assembly.